CCCUGUUAUCAAAAGGACACUUUAACCCAACCCAAAAUCUCUCUCAACUCUCAAGUCUGAGCACUGCCACCCCCAUUCGCCGUUUCCGCCUCUACGCCUGUCCUCUGGUACAGCCGCACGCUUUACGCCGAUCGUCCCUCUGCUCUUGACGCUGUCCACGUCGUUGCUGCGUCCGCUGGUCCAGUCCUACCGUCCGGUGCUGCUCCUCGCCGCUUCCUCGGCCACUGCAGAUUCAUUAGUCUCAAGUUUCCAAAUGGAUGAAGCACAAGAAUUUUUAGGAAAUAAUAGACUUGACGACGUGCAUUGGCUAUGUACCUUGUCCGAGUCUGAGCUUGACAUGCUGAUUAGUUUGAAAAUGCUGGUCAUUCAACGUGCUAAAGUACUGGGUUACGAAGAUUUAGCCAUGAAAUUUGAUCUGAAGGUGCUUAGAACUCUUGCCUUUGUUUUGAUGGAAUAUCUGAAAGGAAAUGUUAAAAAUUUCUCUCACAUUCCGGGAAUGGUCAAAACUCCUAAUUUGCUUGAUGGUUGCAAUUUAUCACAAUUUAAGCUUGGGGCCAUCUUGAGCAUUGAGGAGCUAAAGGCAUGCAUUGGUGUUGAUGAGACCAAAAGACGAGCUAAAAGACCACGUGAAGAGGAUACCAUCACACAUGAGAAAUAAUUAGAACAAAAGUAUAAUUAAUGUGUCAUGGCGAGGCAAGUUGACUGCUUGUACAAAAUUUUAGAAUGAUCAUAUCUCUUCCCUACUGCAUUCAUCUACCCAAAUACUGAGGAUCCAUUUAUAGGCUUCCCCAAUUCUAGAUAAAUCAUAGAGUUUUGACUGUGCUAACUUAUGGUUUCCCUUUGGUGGGAAGAUGAUGAUCAGGGGCCCGAAGUGCAUUUCUGUUCGUAUCAGAGAAAACAGAGGCAGAAGCUCUCACCAUGCAAUAAAAGAUAUUGGUUUUGCACCAUUGAAUAUGCUAUGAAUGUUAUUAACGUAUCGGCUCUGUUAAAAGAGCAGGCAGUCAUGGAGGGGUUCUUAUUUGUAUUUUCAUUAAUUCUUUUUCUGUUUUUAUUUGUAAAAUUGUUUCAAAACCAAUUAUAUAUUAUUAAGGUAAAACCCAUUAUGCU
Manihot esculenta (cassava) is the source of this 1107-nucleotide messenger RNA. RefSeq lists its product as uncharacterized. NCBI's taxonomy places the organism in Eukaryota, Viridiplantae, Streptophyta, Magnoliopsida, Malpighiales, Euphorbiaceae. Bases 254 to 658 code for a protein of 134 amino acids. The transcript is spliced from 6 exons. The record is from RefSeq and is a predicted model, not a curated record.